AGUUUAUGGAUUUGUUUCCUGAAAAAGGAUAUGAAACUGUUACAGCACCUUCUAAAAUAUGAACAGAUAUUCAUCACCUUUCUCUUCUUUUUUAUGAUUAACUUGGAAAGACCUGACUGCAGCACAAAAGACAUAUUUGGACAUCCUAAUGCUCCUUGAGCAUAGACGAUCUUAGGUUCUCUGUACCCCACCAGUGUCACCUGAUCCCCUAGCAACCAGCAAGUGUAAGUGUCACAAAGAGACAGUCGGCAACUACAGGUACAUUACAGCUUCCAUGGCAACUCGGACGGAAAAGCUUGCCCAACCAAAACCAAACCACCUGAGACAUCCAGACCGUCGUUCGGUUUAUUGGCUGGAUCAUCUGCCACCAGUGAAGACUGGGUCCAUCACCAAAACUGAGUUAACCCCUCGCUGGUCGGAGCUGUGUAGGAAUAGAAAGUUCUGCACUCAAGUCACACUUUCUCCCACGUGGGAGGUGAGUGAGUGGGCUCUGCGGGCUGUUGCAUCUGACCGGUUGUGCAGUCUGGCUCAACCUCGGAUGCCUGCAGCUGAGUGGCAGCCGGACCGUCUGCUGCUGGUCCCUUUGAACAGAGCGACACAGACUGCAGUCCCCACAUCACGAAUUUGUCAGCUUGCCCAGCCAAGAAGAAGACUGAUUCUGGAGGGUUCUGGCCACAAAUCUAAACCUGAACCCAUCACCCAUAUACCCUACAGAGCAUCCGCACACAUAGAGCUACUCGCUACCCCAAAACAUGACCACACCAAGUUCAAAGGAGAACGCUCGGUGUACUGGACCGUCUCCAGAGCAGCGAGGAACCAUGUAGCCAGUGAGAGACUUGUUGAGCUCUCCAGUCCUAAAGAGAGGAAGGCUCUGUUUGAGGGAUACAACCCUUACUUAGUUAGCCGAGCAGCCCGCUCUGCCAGCCCCUCACCUUGGAUACAACAGCUCUCGCUGCCUCUGCCUCGCAAAUGUUGCUCAAAGAAGGAGGUUUGAAAUUUGGACCCUGAUGAAGUGUUGACUGAUCUGUUUUUCCCUCAUGGAAUAAAUAUACUUGGAAACUAUAA
Molecule: messenger RNA, 1065 nt
Organism: Notolabrus celidotus (New Zealand spotty)
Lineage: Eukaryota; Metazoa; Chordata; Actinopteri; Labriformes; Labridae
Gene: spmap2
Product: theg spermatid protein
Exons: 7
Coding region: 275-994 (239 amino acids)
Biological process (GO): spermatogenesis
Source: RefSeq, a predicted model, not a curated record